Anolis carolinensis (green anole) is the source of this 958-nucleotide messenger RNA. RefSeq names its product proteasome 20S subunit beta 4 (gene psmb4). Gene Ontology annotation, cellular component: proteasome core complex. Lineage: Eukaryota; Metazoa; Chordata; Lepidosauria; Squamata; Anolidae. Bases 53 to 835 code for a protein of 260 amino acids. The transcript is spliced from 7 exons. The record is from RefSeq and is a predicted model, not a curated record.
AGGCACCUAGGGCUUCCUGCUCAGUGACUAAGCUGCCGCUUCGUGAGGAAAGAUGGAGCUGCCUUCGAUGCUGCCGCUCCGGCCGUUUUGGGCCGCGGGUCCCGCUCCAGGGGAGCUUUAUUCGCCGCCUUGCCCCGGAAUCACGACCGGAGCCCAGGCCGAAGGGGUCUCCAGGACGCUGAGCCCCAUGGUGACCGGCACCUCCGUCCUGGGGGUGAAGUUCAAGGGCGGGGUGAUCAUCGCAGCCGACAUGCUGGGCUCCUAUGGCUCGCUCGCCCGCUUCCGCAACAUCUCCAGGAUCAUGAAGGUCAACGACACCACUGUCCUGGGAGCCUCCGGUGACUAUGCCGACUUCCAGUAUCUCAAGCAAGUCGUUGAGCAGAUGGUGAUUGACGAGGAACUUCUGGGCGAUGGGCACAGCUACAGCCCCAAGGCCAUCCACUCCUGGCUCACCCGGGCCAUGUACAACCGUCGAUCUAAGAUGAACCCUCUCUGGAACACCGUGGUGAUUGGUGGCUAUGCUGGUGGAGAAAGUUUCCUAGGUUAUGUCGAUAUGCUCGGCGUGGCAUAUGAAGCUCCUUCACUUGCAACUGGAUACGGCUCCUACGUGGCGCAGCCUCUAAUGAGAGACGCCAUUGAAAAGAAGCCCAGCCUGACCCAGGAAGACGCCCGGGCCCUCAUUGAGCGCUGCAUGAAGAUCCUUUACUAUCGAGAUGCCCGUUCCUUCAAUCGAUACGAAAUCACAACCGUCACGGAGAAAGGUGUGGAAGUGGAGGGGCCUCUCUCCUUGGACACGAAUUGGGACAUUGCACACCUGGUCAGUGGCUUUGAGUGAAACUGAAGAUCGUUCCAGCUUCGUUUGUUUCUGUUGAGAUAAAACCCCAAGCCUUUCAUACCAAGGAUUAGCAGGUCCCCAAACUUUUUUUUGUAAACCCAAUAAAACAAAACAAGAAUAUUA